CGGGGCGCGCCUUGAAGCACCGCCUUAAAGCGCAACAUCACUUCCGGUUCUCACUUCCGGGUGCUGCCGGUGCUGCCGCCGGUAACGGCUCCGGGCCGGCCCCGCCAUGUUCCUCCUCCUCCUCCCGCCGCCGCCGCCCCCAUGAGCCGCAAGAAGAGCGGCUUCGCCAUCACCAGCGUCCGCGGCGGCAGCGGGAGCGCGGCCGGCGAUGCCUCCGGCGCCGCCGCCGGUUCUGCGCCUUCCUCGUCCGGCAGCCCCAGCGGGUCCCGGUUCCGCCUCGUUCGUUUGCUGUCGCCGGGAGAGGUGCUGCGGCGGGGCCGGUGGCUGUGCCGCGAUUUCUACGAGCGGGACGCGUCCCCGCGGGGCGGCGGCGUUGGCGGCGGGAGGGUCCCGGUGUCGCUGGACGCCCCCCGGGCCGUGCCCGCCCCCCACCAGCCCCGCUCCCUCGGGGCCUUCGCGCAGCUCGUGCAGCAGGCGCUGCCCCCCAAACCCCCCUCGCCACGCCCAGGGGGCGGGGCCGAGCUCAGCGCCCGCCUGGGAUUGGCUGGCGAGGAGAGCGAGGACGAGGGCGCCGGCACCGGCGUCACCGCCAUCGACAACAAGAUCGAGAGAGCCAUGGACCUGGUGAAGUCGCACCUGCUGCUGGCCGUGCGGGAGGAGGUGGAGGCGCUGCGGGAGCAGAUCCGGGAGCUGAGCGAGCGGCGGGCGGCGCUGGAGAGGGAGAACCGCCUGCUCCGGGCGCUGGCCACGCCGCAGCAGCUGGCCCGCCUGCCCCCGAGGCCGCCCCCGGGGCCGCCCUGAGCCCCGGGGAUCCCGGGGAGGGGUCCCAGGGGUUUUUGGGGGUCCCGGGGAGGGGGCAGCGCACGCUGCUCUGCUGCUGCUUCACUGCGAGGAAGCUCUCCCGUCCUUCCUGCGCGAUUUGGGGCCUUUUUUAAUAAACUCGCGAUUUUUACAGCA
Molecule: messenger RNA, 957 nt
Organism: Camarhynchus parvulus
Lineage: Eukaryota; Metazoa; Chordata; Aves; Passeriformes; Thraupidae
Product: TSC22 domain family protein 2-like
Exons: 4
Coding region: 142-801 (219 amino acids)
Biological process (GO): regulation of transcription by RNA polymerase II
Source: RefSeq, a predicted model, not a curated record